GUUAGAGCAGAAACGCUCUUUCUCACUCUCACCAGAGUGUCUGCAGCCACACGACCUCGACUCUCUUUUCAGACGCCUUGCAGCCCAGAGCUUCACCAUGCAAGCCAGAACUCUCCUGCUAUUCUCUGUCCUGCUCAGCGUGGCUCUCGCCCAGAUUGCAGGGUUUGGCGGGGCACGUUGCCUCUGCCGUCGUGUCCGGGACAAGACUGGACCCCCCAAAAACAUCCUGGACAUUCAGAUUUACCCCCCAUCCAACACCUGUGACAGCAUGGAGGUUGUGGUUAGCCUGAAGAAUGGGCUGCAGUACUGUUUGGAUCCACGCCUGCAGAAGGUGCAAGAUAUGAUCACCAACCUGAAGAGCAUGAAGGCCCAGCUCAGAGGGACCAGCACUCCUGAACCGUAGGCUAGCUGUCUCUGCCGGUGCGUUCUGUGUGUUCAUUCCUGGAUCUGCAUCCAAACAGCCUUUUAAACUAUUCAACUGUAUUCAAGACAAAACUUCACCAGCUAUGAAUCGCUAUUUCAAUGCACUUUUAGAUUAUUAUCUUUUUUCUUUUUUUACAUAUUUCUCUAUUUUUUUACUUUAUGUUGCCUUAAUAGUAGUUGCCUUCAUAUUCUUAGUUGUGUCGUACUUUGAGCGGAAUACAUGUAUACGUAGAUGGUAACCAUGUCAUUGAAUCAACAACUGUAUGUAAACUCUUCUUAAAUGGCAGCUGAGAAUGUCACACAAUAAAAAAUUUUAUAAAUAAAACAUUUUAAGUAAA
Brienomyrus brachyistius is the source of this 761-nucleotide messenger RNA. RefSeq names its product C-X-C motif chemokine 6-like. Gene Ontology annotation, cellular component: extracellular region. The record is from RefSeq and is a predicted model, not a curated record. The transcript is spliced from 4 exons. Gene Ontology annotation, molecular function: chemokine activity; CXCR chemokine receptor binding. Bases 98 to 403 code for a protein of 101 amino acids. Gene Ontology annotation, biological process: inflammatory response; cellular response to lipopolysaccharide; neutrophil chemotaxis. Lineage: Eukaryota; Metazoa; Chordata; Actinopteri; Osteoglossiformes; Mormyridae.